Messenger RNA from Varroa destructor (honeybee mite), 2459 nucleotides. RefSeq names its product retinoblastoma binding protein 5 (gene Rbbp5). Gene Ontology annotation, cellular component: Set1C/COMPASS complex. NCBI's taxonomy places the organism in Eukaryota, Metazoa, Arthropoda, Arachnida, Mesostigmata, Varroidae. The record is from RefSeq and is a predicted model, not a curated record. Gene Ontology annotation, molecular function: protein binding.
UCCCCCUAUUGAAACCGGUGAAGUAAGCGAUUUUAAUUGAAGUUAAAGCUCCGUUCACAUUCUAUUAUCUACAAUGAAUUUAGAUUUAUUAGAAUCGUUUGGACAAAAUUAUCCAGAGGAAUUUGAUGGAACUCUAGAUUGUAUUUCGCUGGCAAUCACUUGUACCUUCAACCGAUAUGGCACACUUUUAGCUGUCGGUUGUAAUGAUGGUCGUAUUGUGCUUUGGGAUUUCCUGACUCGGGGUAUAGCAAAAAUUAUUACAGCACAUAUUCAUCCUGUCUGCUCGUUGAGUUUCACCCGGGACGGACGGAAGCUCGUGUCUGCUUCCACAGAUAAUACCGUCUGCGUGUGGCAAGUUCUAACCGGUGAUUGUCUUCAGAAAUAUACAUUUCCGUCGCCUGUACUUAAGGUUCAGUUCCACCCUCGGAAUGAACGGCUGUUUCUCGUAUGUCCGCUGAAGUAUGCGGCCGUAUUAGUUGAUUGCUCAACGAGGGAGCAUCGGCUUGUGCCGUUGGACGACGAUACAGACCUUAACAUAGUUGCAUCAUUCGAUCGUCAAGGCGAACAUAUCUUCACUGGCAAUGCUAAAGGCAAGGUUGUCGUUGUACGGGUAUCAGACCUUGAGGUUGUUGUCUCGUUUCGGGUGACAACAGGAUCUCAGAGCGCAACCGCGAUCAAAUCCAUCGAGUUCUCACGUAGAGGUGACCACUUUCUAUGCAAUACAGCUGAUAGGGUUAUCCGUGUUUACGAUAGUCGGAAAGUUGUCGAACGAGCUGGAGAAGACGUAGACGUCGAACCCACACAAAAGCUUCAGGAUCUUGUCAACAAGACGACGUGGAAGAAAUGCUGUUUUUCCGGAGAUGGCGAAUUUAUUUGUGCUGGAUCUGCACGCCAGCAUGCGCUUUACGUCUGGGAAAGAAGUGUCGGAAACCUUGUGAAAAUCCUACAUGGCACAAAAGGAGAAACGCUAUUCGAUGUAGUUUGGCAUCCAGUGCGACCGAUAAUCGCCUCCAUUUCGUCGGGUGUCGUGUCCAUCUGGGCUCAAGCACAGGUUGAAAACUGGUCUGCAUUCGCGCCUGAUUUCAAAGAAUUGGACGAGAACGUCGAAUACGAAGAACGUGAAAGUGAGUUCGAUCUCGAAGAUGAAGAUAAGUCUGUACAGAUGGAAGAAGAAAGCCGAGACGAGGAGGUGGAAGUUGACGUAGAAACGGAGGAACCAGUUGCGGCGUACUGUUCAUCGGAUGAAGAUGGUGAAGCUAUCAAGAAAGCCCUACUAUAUCUUCCAAUUGCGCCGGACAUUGACGAGCCCGAAGAGGGAUGGGGUGGUGACGGUCCUGGAAUACCCUCCACCGGAAUUCUGUCCGAUUCUGGAGGUGGUUCAGGACGAAAUGUUCAUGCUUAUGACGUGCAAUUGAAAGACGCGCCUGUUGGAGAGCCACAUCCGCUCGUAGGUAACGGAAAGAAGAACCAAGUCACUGCUGGAAAACCUAAACAGCCUGGGCAACCAGCCUCGGCCGCAUCGCAGAGUGCUAAGCCACCGUUAAAGGACCGCACCAAAGAUAAGCGUUUCAAACGGUUGAAAGUUCACGAGGAUUCGUCAUGGGAUGCUGAACACGUCAGCAAUUCACCGUCGUAGAUGUUUAGUUGUUAAAUCUAGCCAGUGAUUCGAAGCAGCUAGAAAUCUGUCUAUUUUAGUGGCUGGUCUUUAUUUGUUUAUCGCCCAACAACGUGAAAUUUGGUAUACUUAGAGAAUCACAAUUGGAUGCAACCUACGCGUGUUCACUUUCGGCCUUCACAUAUAUUUGCGUUUUAUGUGGGACUAUUUUAUUGUUUUGAUAAAGAACAUUUGUUGCAAGACGGUGUAUGAACUUACGGUGCUUCUCAGCGAGUGUUUUUGUAUAGAAUAUGGGUCAAUAUAUGACAUAUUUUUCAUACGUGUAAAAAAAAAGUUUAACAAAACUCGUCGAAUCCCUAUACGUGUGUGAGCUCGUCAAAGCUUAUGGGUUGGCUUCAUGGGUGGAGAAAAUCGUUUUUCAAAUUUUUUUUGUUCAACAAUAUGAAUUCUUUGUAUAUUAAUUUUGAAGUAUACUGAUUGAUUAUUAGUGGAUGAAAGUAGAUCUUCUUGAGUAAGCGGUCUUGUGAGAUUGAAAUUCACUGCGACCCAGUGCCAAAUCCAUUACUAAAAUGUGUGUUUCACUCAACGAAACGAUACGAAGUUGUCUACAAGCUACGCUCUCAACAGUAACAAUGACAAUUGGAACAAAAUAGUAGCAGUCACAAUUUAAACGGAAAUAACUGUACAUGCAGGCAAACGAUUCAUUAGGUAUUUCAUGCGGGUUUGUUUGAGCUACCGAAAAUAACUAAUCUUGUAAACUAUGGACACUUGGAAAUGCAUGGGUAACUAAAUAUAAAUAGUGUAUACUAACCCCGUAACAAAUUGGUUCUUUGUGGAAAUUUUA